Molecule: messenger RNA, 5437 nt
Organism: Gadus macrocephalus (Pacific cod)
Lineage: Eukaryota; Metazoa; Chordata; Actinopteri; Gadiformes; Gadidae
Gene: sap130a
Product: Sin3A-associated protein a
Exons: 21
Coding region: 763-3933 (1056 amino acids)
Biological process (GO): negative regulation of transcription by RNA polymerase II
Cellular component (GO): Sin3-type complex
Source: RefSeq, a predicted model, not a curated record
AUGCAUAUAACCCCCCAAAAAAUACAUCACGUUCCCAGCGCCCCAGUUGAGGAACCAUGCUCUAACUGCUCUCAGCUUUGACAAACGGGUGGCAUGUGGCUCAGAAGGUAGAGCUGGUUGGCUGCUAACCGGGAGGUUGCUGGUUCGAUCCCCGGCACCUCCUAGCAGAGUGUGGAGUUGUCCCAGAGCAAGACACCUAACCCUCAGUGCUACCGACGAGCUGGCUGUCGCCAUGCGUAGUCGACACCACCGUCGCUGUGUGAAUGUGUGCAUGAAUGGGUGAAUGUUGGGAAAUGUUGUAAAGCGCUUUGAGUGGCCACUGGUUAGAAAAUCACUAUACAAAUGCAGUCCAUUUACGAUCCUCCACUUUAUAGAGGAUUCAAACGUGUGUUUCAUAUGGAGGCGGUUCUUCUCAUGUGACAUAUAUAAUCCAUAAAAGCACAUGAGAUCAAUCUGGUGUUUUGAAUAAAGGAGUUAUUUACAUGUAGAGUAGCUGUUCCAUUCUUCUCCUGCUGCCCGCGGUUGUGAGUUGACGACUCGAUGGCGGGGCCAAGCUCCCACCGGCCUACCGAUUGGUCGAAGCCACGCGAAGAUGCGCUCUCAUUGGUUGAUUUCAACUGGGGGGGGUUGUUACUUCCUGAUUACUCUUCCGGCUUACAUAGUACGGAAAAAAAGAGAAAAGACGAAUGGAAAAACAUUGAGACUUAAAAAAGCAACUUCGGCCCCGAUUUCUCCACCAAAAGAUCCUAACCGACUUAAGAGAUGAGCUCCCAGCAGUUCCCCAGACACGGCAUGCCGGGCUCCACCGGAGGCACCCAGAUCCCAGGUGGGGGAAACCUGGUCUCCGUGAACCAGCAAGGCCAACAAGCCGGCGGCGACCACGACAGCGGCCGCGACGGAGACCAUGCCCCCCAAGACCACCCCCCCGGCGGGGGAGGGGCGUCGCUGGCCUUCCGGGACGACAAGCAGGAGACGGUGGUGGUGCGACCCUACCCCCAGGUGCAGACGCACGGCCCGCCCCAAACUGCCCCCCAGCCCGUCCCCACCCAGCCGGGCACCCCGGUGACGGUGUCCGCCGCCCCCGUCCACCUGCCCCAGGGCCGCCCCCCCAGCCUGGGCGAGGGGCCGGUGAAGCUCAAGCCCCCCAUGCCCAGCCGCCUCAUCGCCCCGGCCCCCGCCUCCAACCAGACCCACCACGCCACGCCCUCGAAGGUGCCUAGCAACCUCACCGUCACCAUGGAGAGCAGCAUCACUCCCACCCCCUCCAUCCCCGUGGCAACCAUCAGCGGCCAACAGGGCCACUCCGGUAACCUCCACCAGCUGAUGUCGGCCAACAUCCAGAUCAUCCGCAGUGGCGCGCCGGUGCAGAUCGGGACCUCGGCCGUGCCCCCUCAGACCUUUGGCUCCCACCUCCCCCGCGGUGCGGCUGCAGCCGCGGCCAUGUCCGGCCCCAAGACGGUCCUGCGGCCCACGACCGGAACCAACUCCGGCCAGGGCAACGUGCCGCACAUCAUCCACCUCGAUACCAUCAGGACCCGCCCCCCCAUCACCACGACGACGGCCGUGCUGCCCACCGUGGUCGCCCCCAUCUCGGCCAGCAGGACCCAGUCCCCGGUCAUCAACCCCGCCGUGACCCAAGCGGCUGACAUGGUUCACGGACGGGCCGGCCUGACCAUCCACCCUCCCCCCGCCACCAUCAGCAUCCAGCGGCCGCAGGCGUCCCGCGACGCCACCACCCGCAUCACCCUGCCCUCGCACCCCGCCCUCGGAGGAUCCAAGCCCCAGCAGCCCCACGCCCUGACCCAGAAGUCCAUCUUCAGCACCAUGACCCCGAUGGCUGCUGCUACGGUGGCCCCCAUCGUGGCCACCAACGCCGUGCCAUCCACCACCACCAUGGCCCCACACUCCCAGAUGACCAGCAACACCAUCGUAACCAUGACGAUGGCGUCCCACUCCUCCCACGCCACGGCGGCCACCACCUCCGCCAUCCCAGUCGCCAAGGUGGUCCCCCAGCCCGUCGCCCACACGUCGCCCCGCGUGCAGCCGGACUACACCGGGGAGAGAACCAACCUCAUCCCCAUCCCGGGGCACAGAUCCUCCCCCAGCGCCGUCACCAUGGAGGCCCGCAGCGACAACAGGUCAUCGGUUCCGGUUCAGUUCCAGUACUUCCUGCCCGCCUACCCCUCUUCCCCGUACCACACCUACACCCCCAUCACCAGCUCCGUGCCCACCCUGCGCCAGUACCCAGUGACCCCGCAGGCCCCUAGCUCCGCCCUGCCGUCCCCCGCCGGUGUGGGCGUGGCCACCACGGUCCACCUCAACCCCAUGCAGCUGAUGGCGGUGGACCGCAUCGGCCUGCAGUCGCCCCAGAUCGGGCCCCAGGGCCUGCAGCCGGGGGCCCUCACGGCCCAGGGGCUCCAGCCCAGCCCCAUGGGGGUGCAGGGGCUGCACGCGGGGGCCUCCAUCACCACCGCCCAGGGCCUCCAGCAGGGGGCCCUCACCGCCCAGCAGAACCAGCAGCCGAUGGACGCCAAGCCCGGCAUGGUCCUGGCGGACGGCUUCGUGGCGAGCACCAUCUGCAGCACGUUCGGCGGCGCGCAGCCUGCGGCCACCAUGGUGCAGGCCCACACCCAGGCGGUGGGCGGGGCCCACACCCAGGGGGUGGGCGGGGCCCCCACGUUAGCCUCCUCCCCCCGGCCCAGCAUCCUGCGCAAGAAGCCCACCAAUGACGGGUGUGCCCGGAAGAACCUGAUGUUGGGCGAGCCCAACGCGGGCCGGUUGGAGGGCUCCGUGAGGGGCUCGGGGUCUCCCAGGCCGUCAGGGCUGAAGCCCAAGGCCGAGGUCCACGUUGCCAUGGCGCCGCCCGUCAUGGCGGCGGUGGAAGCCCUGCCCUCCCAGCAGGGGGCGGAGCUCCAGCAGCAGGCGGUGGCGUCGUCCCCCGCCCAGCACCUGUCCCAGGCCCCGCCCCCCUCCGGCCCCCCUCCCCCCCCCUCCUCCCAGCCCCUGGCGGUGCUCUCCGCCAUGAUGCCCGCCAACAUGGCCGUGUCGCCGCCGGUGCCGGCCUCCAUGGCCAACACGGUGGCCUCGCCCACGCAGCCGGCCGCCAGCAGCACGGCCGCCGGCGCCCUCUGCCCCGAGGUCAAGAUCAAGCAGGAGGCGGAGCCUAUGGACACCUCGCAUCCUGGUCCUAACGUGAGCGGGGCGUCGGGCAUGGGGGGCCACGGGUCCUCGUCGCUCUGCGGCCCCCCUCCCGGGGAACUGCUCCCGGGGGCGUCGCCGCGUAAGAAGCCCCGCAAGCAGCAGCACGUGAUCUCCACGGAGGAGAGCGAGGUGCUGGAGACCAACUCCACGGACGAGGAGCGCGGCCUGGGCCGGCCAAUCACAGGCCGCGCCGAGCGCCGUGAGUCCCCGCCCCGGGAGUACGUGGACGAGGAAGGAGUGCGAUACGUUCCGGUGAAGCCCCGCCCCCCUGUCACUCUGCUGCGUCACUAUAGAAACCCCUGGAAGGCCGCCUACCACCACUUCCAGCGCUACAGCGACAUCCGGGUCAAAGAGGAGAAGAAGGGCUCUCUGCAGGAGAUGGCCAACCAGAGGGGCGUGGCCUGCAGGGCGCAGGGCUGGAAGGUCCACCUGUGUGCCGCACAGCUCAGACAGCUGUCUAGUCUGGAGCACGACGUGUACAGCCGUCUGUCCGGCCUGCAGGAGGGACUGAUGCCCAAGAAGAGAGCCGCCGCCUCGGACGACGACAUGCACCGCAUCAACGAGCUCAUCCAGGGCAACAUGCAGCGCUGCAAGCUGGUGAUGGACCAGGUGACGGAGGCCCGGGAGACCAUGAUGAAGGUCCUGGAGCACAAGGACAAGGUCCUCAAGCUGCUCAACAAGAACGGCAGCGCCAAGAAGUCCUCCAAGCUCAAACGCAAGGAGCGCGCCUGAGGGGGCGGGGCCUGAGGGGUGUCGCCUGAGGGGGUGGGGCCUGAGGGGGCGGGGCCUGAGGGGUGUCGCCUGAGAGGCGGGGCCAGGGGUCGGGUGUCGCGCCUUGUGUUCUUCUUCCUGGAGCUGCUAAGAAUCUGGUGCUAAGUCGCGCUACGUACAAUCGCUGGACCCCCCCACCUGGGGCCGCGUUGCCUGCCUGAGAGAGAGAGGGAGGGACACCCCGCCCCCCCCCCCCCUCGCCAGGUGAACCCCCACCCCCCCACACCUGGAGCAAGGUCCUCAAUGAACUUUACAGACUGGACGGACGCUCUCUUUUUUUAUAUUUUCAAAAUCCUCCCCCUCCCCCUAACCCCUCUCCCCCUCCCCCCCCCCCCCCCCUCUCUCCCCCUAACCCCUCUCCCCCUCCCCUCUCCCCCUGCCCUCUCCCCCUGCCCCCUGUAAACUCACAGUAGUAGAGAAUGUCUCUUGUUUCAGUGGAACCCUGUAGGAAAGGAUAUAUUUAUGUAGUGAUUCUUUGUGUGUGUGUGCAUGAGAAGGUGUGUGUGUGUGUGUGUGUGUGUGUCAGGAAGAAUGUAUGUGCGUGUGUGAGAAAGAAUGCGUGUGCCUGAGGAGGUGUGUGUGUUUGAGUGUGUGCGUGUGUGUACAGACAACAUCCAGAGAAUGGAGAACAUAUAUCAACUCUAAAGCCAGGAAAGUGAUGUUUUAUGAAGUAUAUGAAAAUCAUCUAAUAGAAAUCUUCAAAACGCGGUGUGGAUUUGUGUCCGUGUGUGCGUCCGUAUACAGACUCGAGUCUCGACCAUGUGCUCUUCUCAUUCAUCCGUGCCUUCAUGUUCUCGUUCCAUCGGACGGACUGACAGACAGACGGGGAACGGCCUCCAGAGAUACUAACAUGGAUCGCCCUGAUCAGGUCCCCACCUCGCGCUGCGUGUAGAUCUCCUCCCUCAGCCCCCCCUUAGCCCUUCUGCUGUCCUCCAGAUCACAGAGAGAGCGAGGGAGAAGGCCGUCGUGUUGUUCAGAACCGGGCGCCUCGCUGCUCAGAGACCCGACGCCAAUCACGCCAAAACAUGCUCUUAUACAGGAAACAUUGCGUCCAUGGAGGUUCAGAUGAAGGGCAGGCUGUGAGUGAACUAGGAUGAGAGAAUACUUCCAGGUGUCCGUUAGAGAGAGGCGACGCGGUGAGGGGGCGACAGCAGUGUAGGUUCAGGUCCCCCCCCCUCCACAGGGCGUUCGUGGGUCUUUGCCGCGGGCUUGGAGGACGACUUGGUGUUCAUGUGUAACACUGUAAAUGUGUCCUUUUGGAUUUCUUCUUUUGCGUUUUUUUUUUUUUUUUUUCAUUGAAUUUAUUAUCUAUUUUGUUUUUGUACUAAAUGGAACAUUUCAUCCUGUGGGGUUGCCGAGCGUAACCGCGGUGACGAGGAUGGGGUCCGGUGUUACCAUGGUGACGUCCAACUGUUGUACAUUGUUACUUGUCCUGUGUACUUGUAGUAAAGCUACUUCAACAAUA